This is a messenger RNA of Rana temporaria (common frog), 1360 nucleotides long. Its product is annotated as gastrula zinc finger protein xLCGF3.1-like. Lineage: Eukaryota; Metazoa; Chordata; Amphibia; Anura; Ranidae. Bases 129 to 1067 code for a protein of 312 amino acids. The record is from RefSeq and is a predicted model, not a curated record. Gene Ontology annotation, cellular component: nucleus. Gene Ontology annotation, biological process: regulation of transcription by RNA polymerase II. The transcript has 3 exons. Gene Ontology annotation, molecular function: RNA polymerase II cis-regulatory region sequence-specific DNA binding; DNA-binding transcription factor activity, RNA polymerase II-specific.
AGGAAGGUCACACCAUCCCCCACCAUCAUCGGGGUGAUGAACUGAUUGAUAUAAAAGUUGAGGUGAAGAAGGAAGAAGAGGAGGCACAUCUGCUGGGUGAUCAGGAGGGAACGGAGGAGGAUGUGGUUAUGGUGACAAUCAAAGAGGAGGAAUCUUCAGUAGAUAUCGGUUCAGGGGAUGGACAUGAUGCCCAUAGGAAGACACACAAAGGGAAGACUCCAUAUUCAUGUGAGGAGUGCGGGAAAGGCUUUACCUGGAAGAGUGCCUUCGUCGGUCACCAGCAGACUCACACCGGGGAGCGUCCUUUUUCUUGUCCAGAGUGUGGCAAAUGCUUCAGCCAAAAACCUUCUCUUACUCAGCAUCGGAAACUUCACUUACAUGAGAACUCGUUGUCCUGCUCGGAGUGCGGCAAAACGUUUAAAACAAAAUAUGAACUUCGAGUCCAUCGGAGGGUUCACACGGGUCAGGAGAUCUUUUCCUGCUCGGAAUGUGACAAAUGUUUCUCGCGAAAUGCGCACCUUCGUAUCCACCAGAGAAGCCACACGGGUGAACGCCCUUUCCCAUGUUCUGAGUGCGGAAAAUCUUUCUCACGCAAAGAAAACCUCCUUAUCCACAGGAGAAGUCACACCGGCGAGCGUCCUUUUUCCUGCUCGGAGUGCGGAAAAACUUUUGGGAAAAGCUCCACCCUGAAGGCACACCUUAUUACGCAUCAGAAAAGGCGCAAGAGCCAACGUUCUUUUUCUUGUCUGGAGUGCCAGGUUUUCUUCAAAUCCAAAUCCAAACUCCUGCUACACCAAAGCGUUCACACCGGCGAGCAGGUCUUCUCCUGCCUGGAGUGCGACAAGUCGUUCCGUACCAAGUGGCAACUAGCUGAGCACCAGAGAGUUCACACCGGUGAAAAGCCCUUCGCCUGCUCCGAGUGCGGAAGACGUUUUUCACACAAAAAAACCCUGACCACUCAUCAGAAGAUCCACACUGGCGAGAGGCCCUUUUCCUGCCCAGAGUGCGGGAAAUGUUUCACAAGGAAAGAACAUCUAACUAAACACCAGAGAACGCACAGCCGCUGAAGCAAAUGCUAGUCAACCUUUUGUGAGCUGGGUUGUUCUCUUUAUAAAAACAGUUGUAUCACAAAGAUAAGCUUUAAAGGGUCAGUCCAUCCCAUCUAAAAUUGAUGUUCCAGUCUUUGGCAUUGUGUGACGGAUCGAGUGACCUAAUGCCUUUUUUUUAUAUCUCUUGCGACUCGUUUGGUUUUCCCACUCCUCGUGUUGCUUUCUCCUCAUAUGAAAUGUCCAUCUCCAUUCCUCAAUAUAACGUCAUGUUCCCAACAAAUGAGAAGGAGAAUACUGUACACCAUAUGAAA